Paramecium pentaurelia is the source of this 664-nucleotide messenger RNA. Lineage: Eukaryota; Ciliophora; Oligohymenophorea; Peniculida; Parameciidae. The record is from the annotation of a GenBank genome assembly.
AUGGGAGGGUGUCUAUUUAGAAAGAACAACCAUAACAAUAAGAAAGAAAAUGUCUAAGUUUAUUAUCAACUUUCUCAGGGUUCUGAAACUAAUAAUUUAAUGGAUGAAAUAGAAGAUGUAAAAGAAGUAGAGAAUAUCAAAAAUUGGGAGAUAUUAUAAAUUACUUAAAUGAAUCAUAAAUGUGUCAUUCUCAAAAAACCAAGCUUAUUUUCUUUUAAUUAUAAAGUAAUUGAGAUUUAAGGAGAUGAAAAUUCAAUGUAUUUAGAAAUUCACAAAUAAUUAUAGUAUUCUUUAAUUUAAUUAAGGCAAUCUAUUAAUUAUUUUGUUGGAGCAGUGACAAUAAAUAGUAUCUGUUAUCUAGUAUUACGAAUCAUGCAAGGUUUAGCAGCUUAAGUUUCGGUCUAGGAAAUGUAAUGUAUUAAAAUAUUAUUUUCCAGGUUUGGACAUAGGAGAAAAUAUUGAAAGUACAAUUAAAACUAGAUAUGAAGAGAAGUUUAUUUGUGUUGGAGUUAUCUACUUAAAUGAAAUGGUCAUUUUAGUAUUUAGACAAUUUCUACUCAAAAUUAAAUGCCCCAUUAUAUAAUAAUUUUAGACUUUAGAUUAAAAUACCACAUGCAUUUUUUCAUAUCAAAAUAUGCUAUAUCAAUUGAUAAAAUAAAUAUGA